UACAAACUACUACAACAGAGAUUGAUGCCUAUUGACAAACUGAUUCAAAUCUUUAACCAGAACUUGGAAACCAGGGAAAAAAGAAUAAAUAAGCUUGACAGUAUUGAAAAUACCAUUUCAAAGUUGUCCAAAGGUUUUCAUCUGAUCGAGUCACGUGUAUGUAACAGAUAUGCUUGUCAUGUACAGCUUACUGUUCUCACACCUGCCAGUACUGGAUCAAUUAUUUCAAGAUUUGGUAAAGUACGUGAAUAUAACGGUCAACAUUUUAAUCAAACAACAGGAACAUUUGUAUCACCACAUGAUGGUUUAUAUCUUGUAUGUGUCACUCUAUAUGAACGGGGAGAUAAACAGAUUGGAGUUGGUGUGUGGGCUGGAGACGAGUGGUGUAAGGUUAUAGAAGUGAAAUGUGCCGACACUAGCGCUGCUGGGUCAAUGGUUGUUGACAUGAAGAAAGGUCAAGAACUUUAUUUUCAAGUGUCUCACGCAGAACAAGGCGCGAUGUUAUCCUGCAACAGUAGUUUUACUAUCGUUAGUUUAUAGAAGUACAAAACCAAAGAUGGUAAAUGUUAAAUUCUCUAAGCAAUAAAAUAUGUAACCACCAUGUUUUACACACGCUGACAACUUUCUAUGGGUUUAGACUACAUGUCUACAUAGACUUAAAAUGUUUUAUAUGCUAUUUGUUUAGUCACUAUUACACAAUUCCAACUAAUAAAAUGUUAUUAUCAAUUAAUAUGUUCUACUUCACUAAAAUAAACAAAUAGGAUAACUCUUUAUUACAUAUCUUUUAAUUCUCUGUGUGAGAGCUUUCUGAGCAUCAUUUGAUUCGUGUGCGUUUUGUGUUUUAUCAAUAAAACAUGUGUGUUUGAUCUUAAAUUUAAAUCCGUAUUUUUGAGCCAAACCAAGUGAACUAUAUCAAAGACAAUGUUUGAAAAAUUUUACUAGGAAACUUCAGUAAU
Molecule: messenger RNA, 956 nt
Organism: Physella acuta
Lineage: Eukaryota; Metazoa; Mollusca; Gastropoda; Physidae
Molecular function (GO): protein binding
Source: RefSeq, a predicted model, not a curated record